UGGAAGGUGCUGAGGCUGGAGUCACCGCCAUUUUGAAGUGACCAGGUUUCCCCCCCUCCCCUCCACUCUUUGCGUGUGGAGAGCUCCGAUCGGCUGAGGAUGCCAGCCCCUAUCAGACUGAGGGAGCUAAUCCGGACUAUCCGGACAGCCAGGACUCAAGCUGAGGAGCGAGAGAUGAUACAGAAGGAAUGUGCUUCAAUUCGAUCUUCAUUCAGGGAAGAAGAUAAUACUUACCGCUGUCGAAACGUGGCAAAACUACUGUACAUGCACAUGUUAGGAUAUCCUGCACACUUCGGUCAGUUGGAGUGCCUAAAGUUGAUUGCCUCUCAGAAAUUUACAGACAAACGGAUUGGUUAUCUUGGUGCUAUGUUGUUGCUUGAUGAAAGGCAAGAUGUACACUUGCUCAUGACAAACUGUAUUAAAAAUGACCUGAACCACAAUACUCAGUAUGUGCAGGGCUUGGCACUCUGCACUCUUGGCUGUAUGGGAUCAUCAGAAAUGUGUAGAGAUCUUGCAGGUGAAGUGGAAAAGCUACUGAAGACGUCAAACUCUUACUUGAGGAAGAAGGCAGCAUUGUGUGCAGUUCACGUAAUCAGAAAAGUGCCUGAGCUGAUGGAAAUGUUCCUACCAGCGACUAAAAACCUGCUGAAUGAGAAAAAUCAUGGUGUCCUUCACACAUCUGUUGUUCUACUCACAGAAAUGUGUGAACGAAGUCCUGACAUGUUAGCACACUUCAGGAAAAAUGAAAAGCUUGUUCCUCAGCUUGUUCGAAUCCUGAAAAACCUUAUUAUGUCUGGUUACUCACCAGAACAUGAUGUCUCUGGCAUUAGUGAUCCCUUUCUUCAGGUUCGAAUACUGCGUUUACUACGAAUGUUGGGUAGAAAUGAUGACGACUCAAGUGAAGCCAUGAAUGACAUUCUUGCACAGGUUGCAACAAACACAGAAACCAGCAAAAAUGUGGGUAAUGCAAUUUUAUAUGAAACAGUUUUGACAAUUAUGGACAUCAAAUCGGAGAGUGGAUUGAGGGUUUUAGCCAUAAAUAUCUUGGGACGAUUCUUGCUUAAUAAUGACAAAAAUAUAAGGUAUGUAGCACUGACGUCGCUGCUUAAAACAGUCCAAACAGAUCAUAAUGCAGUCCAAAGACAUAGAAGUACAAUCGUGGAUUGUUUGAAGGACUUGGAUGUAUCUAUUAAAAGGCGUGCAAUGGAACUGAGCUUUGCUCUAGUAAAUGGAAAUAAUGUUAGAGGAAUGAUGAAGGAAUUGCUCUAUUUCCUGGAUUUGUGUGAUCCUGAAUUCAAAGCUGAUUGUGCCUCUGGCAUCUUUCUUGCAGCAGAGAAGUAUGCACCAUCCAAAAGAUGGCACAUAGACACAAUAAUGAAAGUGUUAACAACGGCUGGCAGUUAUGUAAGAGAUGAUGCAGUGCCCAACUUGAUCCAGUUGAUCACCAAUAGUGUUGAAAUGCAUGCCUACACAGUACAGAAACUUUACAAAGCUGUCCUGGAAGAUACGUCUCAGCAACCUCUCGUGCAGGUUGGUGCUUGGUGUAUGGGAGAGUACGGUGACCUUUUAGUUUCUGGACAAUGUGAAGAGGAGGAACCUAUUCAGGUGACAGAAGAUGAAGUUAUGGAUGUAUUAGAAACUGUACUACAGUCAAACAUAUCGACAUCUGUAACAAGAGGAUAUGCUCUCACUGCAAUUAUGAAGCUUAGCACAAGGUUUACCAUAAAUGUAAAUCGAAUUAAGAAGAUAAUAUCUGUGUAUGGAAGCAGUAUAGAUGUGGAACUUCAGCAGAGGGCUGUUGAAUAUAAUGCGCUUUUCAAAAAAUUUGAUCACAUGAGAUCUGCACUGUUGGAACGAAUGCCUAUAAUGGAGAAGGUAACUAAUGGACCUACAGAAACUGCACAAACUAAUGGAGAGGCAGAGCCUACAAUAGUGGAACCAAAAUUGGCACCCAGUGCUACUCAACCUAGUAAUCAGGCUAAUGACUUGUUAGACUUGCUUGGAGGAAGUGAUGUGACACCAGCGAUUCAGACUGCACCACCCAGUAAAUCAAACACAGCUGGUGGAGAGCUUCUGGAUCUGUUAGGAGGGCUGGAUCUAACAGGUGGAGCCAUGCCAAUAAAUACUCAAGCGCCACAAGUUUCGCAGCCUCCCUUUCUAUUGGAUGGUCUAGCAUCACAACAAGUCUUCAAUGAUUUGGCUUCAGGCAUUCCUCCUGUCACAGCAUACUGUAAAGGUGGCUUAAAAAUAGAAUUCAACUUCGAGCGUUCCAACACAAAUCCCAAUGUAACUGUUGUUACAAUUAGUGCUACCAACUCCACAGAAGGAGACAUGACUGACUUUGUAUUUCAAGCUGCAGUACCAAAGACAUUUCAGCUGCAGCUUCUUUCUCCAAGUAAUAACAUAAUUCCAGCACGAAAUGCAGGAGCUGUUACACAGGUUAUUAAAGUGCUUAAUCCACAGAAGCAACAACUUCGCAUGAGGAUAAAGGUCACAUAUAACCUCAAUGGAUCACCAGUGCAAGAUUUAGCAGAAGUAAAUAACUUUCCCCCUCAGUCGUGGCAGUGAUGUUUGGGUGGCAACGACCUCUUUUCCACAAGUGGAUUUUGGUAAAUCUUUGGGAAGGUCAUAUCCUAAGAGUGCCCUUACGCACAACAUCAUAACAUGUAUCUCAGCCCUCAGUGCGGGAGGCAAAAUUAAUGAACAAAGUCUGAGGAAUAUCAUGCCUACAAAUGCUAAUCACUUUUCAAAACACAUCCAUAUUAGUCUCAUCAGCAUCAUGUUCAUCGUUGGAGUAUCUGCUUGUGGUACGCACUACACAUCUUCCUGCUUUUAUCCCACAGAUCUUUGCAGAACUUGGAACAUUUGCACAGAAUAGUGAACCAGUUGUCAGUAUGUGCCCAGCAGCUUUGCAAGAUUUCAGAGCACAUAAGAAGCUAUUGUUUUCGAUUACUCACCAAUCACAUUUACUAGGAACUUGAGGGGAGACCAUUAUAAAUUGGUUGCAGUAGGUUCUAUACUGUAAUGAUUAUCAAACCAUUCAACAAAGGAUCUCAAUAAAAUGUACAACAGUCUUAAAAAGCCCUCUCUUGGCAUUUAACCUGUGAACAAUACAAGUAUUUAAUUGGAUGAUGACCUUCAGCAUUUUCUCAUCUUUAAUCUAUUUCUAAUGGGUGAGGAUUGCUGAUGUUUACUCAGUCAGAAAAGUGCCAGUCAGUUCACUUACUGAAUUUUGAUAGAGGUCUUAAGUGCCCGUGACAAUCUGAUUUUUGCAGCAAAGAAUCUUUAGUCACAUCAUUGUUCUCUUGAGCAAUAUGACUUCCUGCCUUGAUUCUUUUCAAAAGCAUAAUUUUUUAAAUAACCUUAACAAUCUCAAAAGUUUGAAUCACAUUUUUAUACAAGUCCUUAAAACUAGUACUUUGAUACAAUUCCAUCUGCACUGUGACUAGUUUAGGAAAUGUUACUUUUUCACUUCUCUAGAAUGGAAAGAGUUAGAUUCUUGGUCCCCUCUGUUUUCCUAUUGUAAGAUUAAUUUCCAUAAAACAUAACUGCAAAAUAUUGGCAGUCAAACAUUUCAGCCUCCUCUCAAAGUCUAAUGCAUUAAAGGUCAAUGAUAAAAUUUGUUUCUCUUAACUUCAUGUAUAUUGUGAUAUACAUUUGUACAGUUAUUAAAUUAUGUAAUUACUUCUGGAGGUUUUGACUUCAAAUUUGGUUCAAUAUAAGUUUUGCACCAGAUGAUUAGCAUUUUGUCAGUUGAUAGAGUCCACUUGAAUGUUUGGAAGUUCCUUUUUGGAAAAAAUAUGAUUAAAACAGACUGAUAGUCUACUCGAUUUUAUUAACUUAAAAUUACAGAACUUCUCAUGUAAGUAAAUCGGUGCACUAAUUUGCUGUCUUAAAGGCAAUUAGGGUUAAAUUAACAACAAAUACUUCGGGCAGUUUAUGAUUCUAUUUUUGGAUGAAUUAAAAGGGAUACUGCAAUUUAAAUCUUGAGAUUUACCUAACUAAAACUGAGAAUUGAUGAAAAAUGACUCCUAAACAAAAAUGACUCCCCUUUCAGUGUGAUGUUUAAAAGUAGCUUAUAACAUUGGAAUUUUUUGGAAAUGAUAGAGUUUUCCAAUGCAAAGAAAAACUGCUCGCCUCGCCUUUUAUGGGUAUGGUUUCCAACUGCCAUCUUAGUUGAGCUUUUAAAUAGUGGGUGAAGAAAAGAGAAAUUCUAUUUAAUUUUAUCAGAAUAAAAUAUGUUGGACAGGUUGAGAAGUCCAGAAUGUAUAGGGCAAUUGAUGGUGUGUAUACUUGAUGCUCUUAAUGUAUGUAACUGCAAAAGUGCUGCUGUUUCAAUAAAUGUGUAGGGAGGAGCAGAAGUUGCAUUUUUAAAUUGAGGCUACUGCAAAACAUGGCAAACUGUUCUGAUCUUUGAGGGGAGUUAGAUUUAACUGUAUAUGCUAAUUUGUAUGCACAGUAUACAAGUUGGAGUGUGUUUGCAAGAUCACAUGAAAUUAACAUUCAUCAAAUCAGUUGAAUUGUAUUGGGAAAUGUGAGACUAGUUUCUUUGUUUAAUAUGAAACCAAUUAAUACAAUGGACAAAAGUUGGUUUUCUAUUGUGUUGAAAGAACGAACUUAUAGGAUUAAAAAUAUUUUCAUAAUGUAGUCUCUGAUAAAUGAAAUUAUUGCCAUAUUUAAACGGAGGAUCUGUGCUUUACACUGAUUUAUCUUGAUCCUAUGGAUGGAGGUAAAGUGGGUAUUUCUGUGUAUCUGAUGUCCAUGUUGAGCAUUCUUGCUUAGUUAUGUAUGUAACAGCACUGACUGCAAGAAAACACUCACCUCAUCAAGAAUGUGAAUUACAGUAAUUGUCACCUUUCAUCAUUGCAAAAGUUAUUCAGUGAUAAUUGAUGCAUUUCAUUUAAUGGUUCGUCUGAUCUGAUCACAUCACUAUCUUAAUGGAUUUCAUUUAUUUUGGAUAACUUUUUAAAAGAAAAGCUGUAGUCAAAGUUUAAUUUUGAGUUGAUGGCAAUAGUAAAUUGAUCUAAUCUAAUGACUUCCCAUACCAUUUAAAACUAAAUGUGAGCCAAUUUUCUCAUUCAGUGGAAUGCUCUUUUGUAAUUUUAAUUUAUUUUGAAAAGUGAAACUAUCUAUGUGAAAACUUCCAAAUAAACUGGUUAAGAAAGUGACAGUAGUUACAGUCGUACUCUCUUCACCAGUAACUUUGAAUCAUAAUACAUGCAAAGUUACUUUUAGGUUCUAAUAGACUUUUAAUGAAUAGAAUCCUAGAAAAUAGGCAAUAAAUUUUUGCUCCUAGAAAAAUUUAAGUGCAUUACUAUAGUGUCCCCCCGUUGGAGUUAUUAAUUGAUGGAAUGGUUACUUAAGCCUCUAAGAGGUUGAAAAGAAAUUUCCAUUAAGAUACCAGCAGUGACCAUAUUAUGUAUAUUUAUUGCAUGUUGGCAGUUACGUUACUGCAUGUUUGAUGACAAAUACCUAACCACUCUUAGAAAUGUUUUCUUUUCAUUUUAUUGUUGGGUGUGUAUGUCAGUUUAGAGUAUCUUUUCAGUUAUAACUUCUGAAAUUGAAUCACGACCUGUCAUUUAAUAACUUCCUGUUGAACAGGGGUACAAUGAUUUUUGAGAAAGCGGAGAUUGAGAUUUCCUACCUGUGAUAGUGAUCAUGACCUCAAUUUGUAUCCUUUUGUGACUUUAAGCUUUUCUACAACUGUCAGCUCUCAUUAUCUGUGGCCCUCAAUUGUAAUGGAUUAGCAAACAAUCAGAUUGGGGAGGGGAGGGGGGCAAGAAAUAAAUCUUGAUUUUGGCUGUUUUGAUCAUAAAUAUGCUUUUUAUUCACUUGUUUUACCUUUGGGUUUUCUACUUCGGUCCUGAUCAGUUAGUUUAAUCAACCGGAAAUUGAAUUCUCCAGUAUGAGACAUUGUUCCACAUCAUUCAAAAUAAUUAUACAUCUUUAUCAAUAUCGGUGAAAUAAACCAGUUUUCUUCAAAAAAGAAAUUGAAUUCACCUCUGUUAGAAAGGUUGAAAGGAAUUCUAUAUAUUUUUUAAUUGGUUUUGAAAAAUUUAGCUACUGUAUAAGAUUGUCUUUUAAGUAUUCUUGAUAAAAAUUGUUAUCCAAAAUAUAGCAACUCCACCUACCUGUUAGCUCUUUCAAAUGGCCAAGUUACAAAUAUUUGCUGUGUUGACUAUUGUUCAAAUCCAUUAUAACACGAUUUUUUAAACUUUGAUUAUUUAAGCAGCAAAUCACAGACAGGGGUCAAUAUUAAAAUGAGUGAAAAGCAGAUCCAAGAACUCUAUACUGUUGGAUAGAGACUUCAGUAUGAAAGGAAAAAUAAGGUUGGAGCCUUAAAUCCGAAAGGAAACAUUGUAAUUAAAUAUUUGAUUUGCGCACCUCCUGCAGACUGGGAAGAAUAUAUAAACACCUUAAGAAAUUGAGAAGUGGAUAGGUAAGCUUCAGAAAUAAGGCAGACGUUUUAACUACUGAUUAAAUUCCUUUUAUUUGCUGUGCAAUAGCAUUGAAGAAAUGUGGAUCAGCUUGUUUUCAGGUUCCAUGUUGAUCUGUCAACCAAUCUCUGCUUUGGAUUUUUGUGCUGUAAACUGGCUUUUUCUGCACUAGCACCUUUACCAUUCUAUAUAGACUCCAAAUUUGAACCUGUUGUUUUGUCACAUGGCUUCAAAGUUCCAUAUCAGUCCUGCCUCCAUUUCUUUCACUGGACCAUGUGUAGCAAGACAUAUGUGCAUUAAUCCUGGAGAAAUUGUUUUCAUUGAUUCUGUUCGUAUAGGGUGUAAAUUAAUCUUUGUGGGACUAUUUCCUAAACUUUAUGCAUGUCUCCAAGAGUCUUAAAUGGCAUUAGUUAUAAUCUAACAUCUAUGAUUAAACAGAGUUCUGUUAGUUAGUUUCACCUCAGCACCUUAAUGCCAGACUGGUACAUUUACUUCAGUAAUAGAUAUGAGUGAGUUAAGGUCGAAAAUAGCUAUUCAGAUGAUUCCAUUAUAGCAAGAUACAUAUUGUAAUUGGCAUGUUAUAAUUUUUCUUUUGAAGUUCACAGCCAGCAUAGCUGUGAGACGUGAAGGGGUUGUGAUGUCAUAGAUAAUAUAUACCUGAAGAAGCCUGAUAGCAGUUGGGUUAAUCCAUAUCCCUUCAGGUGAGUGUCUAUCUAGGCAUAUGCAAGUAUGGUUGUAGGAUUUGAGGAGGAGUCUAUUUCCACUUGCCUUUUUACUAGAGCCAGUUUUCAGAAGCUUUUCCUACCAAGGUAAAUACUUAUGGAAGCUGAGCUUGAAAUAAAAGAUUUAAUUGAUCUGAAACAUGGUCUGAUCCAGGGUGUAAAAUGGAGGUUGGAGUUGUCAAAUUUUGAACUAUUGCAGUCUAAUGUGUACCUCUGAAAAUUGUUUAAAACUCUGUUCAGAAUGCAUGACUUAAAAAUAAAACCUGUGUAAAUAGUCUGAUUUGUACUUGAUUUCCACUACCAAACAUGUUAAGAGCAGAUUUGACUGGUGAAACUGAGCCUGUAGUUUUUGAAAACUGAAUGUAUCAUUCCAUUGUUUUUACUGCAAGACUGCAUUGUUAUAGUACCUCAUGGUACUAAAAAAGAAUUAAACCUUUGGUUGCAUCACCUUUUUCUUCCCCGUGGUUUUCCUCCAUUUCAUAAGGUGUGCUGCCUGUGCUAUUUUAUCUUCAUCUAUGUUUCAAAGUUUUAUGGAGUAAAUUUAUCAUUGGGAAAUUAAACAAUUACUACAAACUUAUUUUUGAGAUAUUGUACAAAAUAAAGUCCAUUAAUCUCCUAAGUGGAUGGGACAUAAAGGUUGUAAACGCUUACUGGGGACAUUUUAGAAUUCUAUGUAUUGUCUUUUGGGUUGGAAGAAUUAUCAUUAUUGACUAAUAAAAAUGGAAAGGUCCAUAACUAACA
Chiloscyllium plagiosum (whitespotted bambooshark) is the source of this 7900-nucleotide messenger RNA. The record is from RefSeq and is a predicted model, not a curated record. NCBI's taxonomy places the organism in Eukaryota, Metazoa, Chordata, Chondrichthyes, Orectolobiformes, Hemiscylliidae.